AUGUCUAACGAGAUUGACCAAGAAACUCUGAAUUUGAUCAUUGAGCUUCAGCUGCAGGAUGCUCAGCGUCGUCAAGUGGAACGGCCUGAUGCUGAGCUCGCAUUACAACUGUAUUGUUCCGAGCUCGAGUCUCUGGGUACGACAUAUUCCGACCACGCCAUGAGCCGUAGCAUGGCUCAUGCCGCCUUGACCGAUGGAGACUUCAUCAGGAAUCAUCUUGAAGAAGAGCAGCAAGCUGUACGUGACCGAGAAUAUGCGAUUCAUGGGCAACUGUCAGCGGUAGUACCGGUAAUAGCCACACCAGACACAGUUAUCGAAGAUGGAAUGCUUCAGAAGCUUGCCGCCCUAUACAAUGGCGUUGACGAUGGCCGGUCUUCGGUUGUCGGCGAGCCUUCGUCCAGGCAGACGACGUGGGCAGGCCAAUCAUCCUCAGCCACUAUGAAUGGACGAUGUGUCGCCUCAAGGCUCUUCAAAGCGGCUAUGAGCGAUGAGUCUCUCUUUCCUCCUCGAUGCUGUGGCCAAUCAAUUCCUCUUGGAAGUAAUGAGAUCUUCCUUCCGGCAGAGCUGGUUCGAGAGUAUCGAGCAAAGGAGUUGGAGUACAGUACGCCAAAUAGGACGUACUGCUAUCGGCCCUCUUGUUCGGCCUUUAUUCCUCAACAGUCUAUUCAGGGAGACAAAGCACAUGCCGCUGCGGCGCUCAGUUUUGCUACUGGGAUGAAAAUCGGCUGGUCGGUCGAGCGAAUGUUGUCGUUGAUCGGGAUGCGGAUGGACGUCAACUGGAGAGAGAGCAGCGGGUUGUUCUUGUGGAACAAGCAAGAAACAACUUGGUUCAAAACCAUCAGUGCGCGCAUCGGAGCUGGAGAUCUCGCCGCGGCCCCGUUCGAUGCGAUCAGUGUCAGGCCCGGCUGUCGGACUGCGUCUACGAAUGCCGUGAUUGUCGCGUUCUGGGUUGCCGAAGGUGCCGGUAUAAUCGUCUGUGAGAAUUUGCUAAUACCGGAGUUUGAUUGA
Trichoderma aggressivum f. europaeum is the source of this 1008-nucleotide messenger RNA. RefSeq lists its product as uncharacterized. NCBI's taxonomy places the organism in Eukaryota, Fungi, Ascomycota, Sordariomycetes, Hypocreales, Hypocreaceae. The record is from RefSeq and is a predicted model, not a curated record. The coding region runs from base 1 to 1008 and encodes 335 amino acids. The transcript has 4 exons.